Molecule: messenger RNA, 2985 nt
Organism: Tarenaya hassleriana
Lineage: Eukaryota; Viridiplantae; Streptophyta; Magnoliopsida; Brassicales; Cleomaceae
Exons: 2
Coding region: 1415-2782 (455 amino acids)
Biological process (GO): response to red or far red light; negative gravitropism
Source: RefSeq, a predicted model, not a curated record
AAGUCUUCUCCUUUUUUUAAGAAAUCUUCGAAACCCUCAACAGUCUAUUAAUUGCAAAUCUGAAUCUGGCUUUUAGGGUUUAUGCUUCAUCUGCACUGUAGGUGUGCUAAUCAGUCUAAAAUGUUCUUUUUAUCCCUAUAAUCUUACUAGGGUUUAACCAUAGAACUCUGCUUUCCCUGCUUAAAACCCCUCUUUGUUCAUUUUCUAUAACUGGAGAAAAGAAAGAAAAUUUGCUAUGGAGAGAUCCAUUUGUGAAACAAGGUUUUGUUAAGUUACUGGCUGGAACUUGGGAGAUAUUGCCAUUAGAGUGCAAUCACACUUCAGUAUAAAACACUAAUAUUCCGAGUAGGGCCUGUGUCUACUGUGUAUUUCUUUACAUACGUUAGCCAUGGAGGUCCUGUUGCUGUAUAAAGUAGUUGAAAAAUUAAUUUGCUUUCAAGACAACCGUCAUGCAUACAUGUGUCAUUGCACUUGCAGUUCUUGGAUUUAUUUAACCAAUGUUUCACCGGCAUGUAUAAUAAUGCUUCUUUGGUUUGUAUAAUCUUGAGAACAGUUUUGAGUACUCUGGACCACAUAGAGAAAUGGUUCAUGUGUAUGUGUGUGUGUGUGUAUAUAUAUGACACUAUAACAUAGUAUAUACAUGUGUGAGUGUGUAUGUUAUAUAUAGUAAUCCCACAUUGGCGUUUUCCGCAUGGUUUUUUGUUAAUUUACCAUUAGAUCUCCUCUACUUCCUUGCCCCUGCUUGGACCUGUUUCUUUUGAGAGAGAGAGAGGAUAAAAACAAGUAUGGAUGUUGAAUUAUUAGCAUGUGUCAUGUGUUUGCAGAGAUCCAGUGGCUGCAAUUCUUUAUUUGCUCUGUUCCCCGACUUGUUUGAUUCUGCAGCAGCACAUUUUGACCCUAUAGCCCCACAAGAAAAGCAUCAAGAUUUAUGAAAAAAAUAAUUGAAAAAAAGAAUUACAAAGAAAAAGUAGAUCGGUUCAUGGAAAGAAAUGGCGUAUCCUCUACUUGUUUAUUCUCUUGUGGGCAUAUCUUAAAUAGUUGAUUCCUCCUUUUCAUUAGAAAAAAAAAAUCACACUUCUUUUGCAUGAACCAUGAUGCACUCAUAACCCUCUAGUAUUUAAUCAAUGUCAAUGGAUAUCUAGGUGUAUAUAUGAGCAUGUUUAUACAUUCAUAUACAUGUAUAUGUCUCUCUUUAUGACCAAAAGUGUAUGGUGUUUGCUGUUACUGUAAUAAUCUUUACUUUCAGCUUUUCCCUGAGCUUCUUCUUGAGUAUCCUCUUUGUCCUUACAUCUUUUUUUUUUCCAUUUCCUUUUCCUCCAUUCUUUUAGUUUCUCAAGAAAGCAAGUCCUAGUCUUCUAUUGUAGAGAAUAUUACGAAAAGAAGCUUGGCCCUCCAUUAACGGUCCUUGAUCCAAAUGGAGUCUGUGAAACCAGUGGCUAUUACUCCGGCAAAGGGAAAACUUAGACGUACAUUUGCCAAAGUUCUUAACAUCCAUAAGUUAUCAGGCGUUGCUCCUGAAGACGGUGUUGAGAAAGCGAAGAAGAACCAGGAAAAGGUCAAGUUCGAUCAAGACUUUGCCAAGAAUGCUAAUCUGUCUCAGUCGUUCAACAAGCUCGAGGAAGAAUACGAGAAAAGACUGGCCAUGGAAGCACUUCUUGCGAAGCUGUUUGCCACGGUUUCUUCCAUUAAAUCAGCUUAUGCUCAGCUGCAGCAUGCUCAGUCUCCAUAUGAUUCUGAUGGGAUUCAGAAAGCGGACAACUUGAUAGUAUCAGAGCUGAAGACAUUGUCCGAGCUGAAACAAUGCUUCUUGAAGAAACAGCAUGACCCUUGUCCUGAGAGAACUCUGGUUCUUGCAGAAAUCCAAGAACUGCAUAGUCUCUUGAAAACCUACGAGAUCAUGGGGAAGAAGCUAGAAUCUCAGCUCAAGCUCAAAGACUCGGAGAUUAUAUUUCUGAAAGAGAAGCUGGAGGAACCCAUCAAACUGAACAGGUUGCUGGAGAAAAGGCUGAACCAAAGCGGUCAACUUUGCAACCCUCUGGACAAUCUUCACUUUUCGGGGAUAAACCCUACCCAUUUCGCCACUUAUCUUCACCACACGGUGAAAUCCAUCAGGGGUUUUGUCAGGUUGAUGGUUGAGGAGAUGAAACUCGCAGUAUGGGACAUAGACAUGGCAGCAAACUCCAUACAGCCCGGCAUGUUCUAUUACAAGACUCACCACAAGUGUUUCGCUUUUGAGCACUUUGUCUGCAAGGUAAUGUUCGAGGCAUUCAACCUACCAUACUUCUCUGGUUCAAGCGAAUCUUCCCGCAAGAAGAAGAUCAAAGAAGAUAGGCAAGCGUUCUUCGAGAGAUUCACCGAGCUUAAGUCCAUGAAAACGAAGGAAUACUUAAUGGCACGACCCAAAUCAAGAUUCAUGAAGUUUUGCCGUUCAAAGUACUUGCAGCUCGUCCACCCGAAGAUGGAGGAAGCGUUCUUCGGCCAUACCCACCUCAGGAACCAAAUUAACGCGGGGGAAUUCCCCGAGACGGGUUUCGCCACCGCGUUUCUGGAAAUGGCGAAAAGGGUCUGGCUCUUGCAUUGCCUGGCUUUCUCCUUCGAGCCCGAAGCCUCGAUCUUUCAAGUCCCGAAAGGUUGCAGAUUCUCUGAAGUAUACAUGAAGAGCGUGGCCGAGGAGGCAUUUUACUCGCUGGAUUCUGAGCCACGUGUCGCUUUCACAGUGGUUCCCGGCUUCAGGAUCUGCAAGACUUUGAUACAAUGUGAGGUUUAUCUCUCUAACUCGUAGAAAUUGGUCGACAAGCUUCGACCCCGGUGACCGGAGGAAAAUACCAGGGAGGGCAGUUUGGUAAAUCUGUAAGACGGUAGACAUUUUUGCGAGGGAAAUGAAAAAUUGUGGACCGUUGGAUAAAAGGAACAGGAGGUAGCAGGAACUGUGUUUGGGUCUGUCUUUGGUUUUUGUCAAUAUUAGAACAGAGAGUCAAAAGGAUU